AUGAAUCGUGGUACGAUUGCCCGUAGUUUACGGAAGAGGUACUGUAGGGAAAGAAAGUCAGAGGAUAGUGGCUUGGGUAAGAAGAGUGUGGUGACCCAGGAUGAAGAAGAGAAUACCAUAAUUGAUAUCCGAGGAGCAAGCAUUGCCACUCUGCCGUACGUGCAGUAUGAAUACUGCAAGUUAAAAUCACUGUCUCCUAAAGAGCCUCAUGAAGAAAACCUCCUACUAGAGUCCAUCGCUUGGCCUCAAACUCCACCAUUAUCAUCACCUCAUUCCCUGAGGAAGACCAGUGAUCCAGCCCACAGCAGCUUCACCAUUAUACCAAAGAGGGAGGGGGGACAGUGGCAUGUAGGAGAUAAGCUGGAGGUUUUGAUUAAAAUUUCUGAUGCCCAGGGCAAUCCAAAGAGUUCUGGGGGAGACGUCUUAUUUACCCGUGUGUAUAACACAGCUCUUGGUGCAGGAGUGGCAGGACAAGUGAAGGAUUAUCUUAAUAGCGCCUACUCUGCUGCAUUCACCUUACUCUGGGAAGGAAGUGUACAUGUUGAGGUAACACUGGUUCACCCCAGUGAGGCAGUCACAGAGCUGCACAGGCUGAACAAAGAACAUCCUGAUAGGAUUUUCUUCAAGAGUCAGUUCCGUUCCGGCUCAGUCACUGAAACUACCACCUGCAAUGUAUGUUUGCGUCCUACCCAGCAGCCUGUGUGCAACUACACUGACCUCCGUACAGGUGAACCAUGGUUCUGCUACAAGCCAAAGGAGCUGAGCUGUGAUGACAGGAUCAACAACUUCAAUGGAGGAUAUCAAGAAAAAAUUAGCACCAUGGAGAAACUUUUUAAGAGUGGUGUGAACAUGAAAGUCUCCAUUCCAGCUUCAGGACCUGCCAGUGUCAUUGUUUUGCCCAAACAGAAAGAUGCAAAUAACACCAGUGUGGAGUCUAGACCCUCUGGCUAUUAUUACCAGGGUGUAUGGAGAGCACUAGGUGGCACUACAGUUCAUCAGUUCAACACUUCCUCAGCCAUCACUCAGUGCCUAAAAGGAAAGGUGGUUUAUAUGUAUGGAGACUCCACUAUCAGGCAGUGGUUUGAACACCUUAUCACAGCAGUACCAGGUCUAAAGGAGAUUAACCUACAUAGUGCAAAACAAUCUGGGCCUUUUGUGGCUCUGGAUUACGAUAAUGACAUCAUGGUGACAUACCGCUGCCACGGUCCUCCUCUCCGAUCCAACAUUGUCCCAACCAUCGAACUGCAUUAUAUUGCCAAUGAGCUGGACAACAUAGUUGGAGGCAGCAACACCGUAGUAGUUAUUGGCAUCUGGGCACACUUCGGCACUUUUCCCAUUGAGUUCUACAUCCGACGGCUUCAGAGCAUCCGCAGGGCAGUGGUGCAGCUGCUGUCCAGGGCUCCAGAAACACUUAUUGUCAUUCGGACCGGAAACCCCAAAGCUCUGACGACCUUCCUUCACGCAUCUACUAACAGUGACUGGUACUCACUGCAGGAGGACAAAGUCCUCAGAGCUGUUUUCAAAGGGAUUAAUGUUCAUCUGGUGGAUGCCUGGGAGAUGGUCCUAGCCCACCACCUCCCACACGAGCUUCACCCACAACCUCCCAUUAUCAAGAAUAUGAUUAAUGUUCUCUUGUCCUAUAUAUGUCCUCAGAAGGGUGACUAG
Molecule: messenger RNA, 1665 nt
Organism: Pelmatolapia mariae (spotted tilapia)
Lineage: Eukaryota; Metazoa; Chordata; Actinopteri; Cichliformes; Cichlidae
Product: NXPE family member 3-like
Exons: 6
Coding region: 1-1665 (554 amino acids)
Source: RefSeq, a predicted model, not a curated record